AUUUGUGUUUGCUCAGCCGGCUGUAAUGGUGGACGACUGAAAGGGGAAAGGGAGAAAUACAAUCUUGAAAAUUGAAUCCCUGACAAAAACGCUAACGUCCGCGGCUCGGAAAUAAACUCCGGCAAAUAUGGAUGAACUUAAGCAUCAAGUGAUGAUAAACCAGUUCGUCCUGACAGCUGGAUGUGCGGCAGACCAGGCGAAGCAGCUUUUGCAAGCGGCACACUGGCAGUUUGAGACAGCCCUCAGUGCCUUUUUUCAAGAGACUAAUAUUCCUUACGGUCACCAUCAUCAAAUGAUGUGUACCCCGGCUAACACGCCUGCCACGCCCCCCAACUUCCCCGAUGCGCUCACCAUGUUCUCCCGCCUCAAGGCCUCGGAGGGCUUCAGCAGUAGCAGCCCCAGCAUGGCCUCCAUGGCAACCUCACCUCCCCCACCUCCGGUCAGCUGGGGCAUGACUCCGUCCGUGGCCGGCCAGCAGGGACUUGGACUCAAGGGCCUGCGGCCACGCCGGCCCACCCUGCCCCGGGCUGGCCGUCCGCCGUUAACCAGCAGGCAGCCGCCGAACAGAAGGCCAGCGUGGCCAUGGAAGCCGAGAGAUGAGGAGGCGGACUACGUGGGCCCCCGCUCCCCUCCCCGCCCCCACACUGGGGUGGAUCGGGGGUAGGAGAGGGGAGAGACAAGGCGGAAGGGCCGUGUGGGAGGUUAGGAUACCGGGGUGGGUGCAGGGGGCGUCGGCUUUGUUCUUUUACCUUAAGAGGAGGUGGAAAUGAGAGGGCAACACAACCAAGAAUAAACCAAGCAACAUGGACAAGUGAAGACAGGGUGAGGUAGGGCGAAGUCAACUCAAAGCUAAUAAGAAAACUAGAGAAACGCACAUUGUAUUACUGAGAAAGGAAGCAACUGAAUCUUUCUUCAUUAAAAUAGAUAACUAUGAAUGGGACUAUGAUUGUGAUGCCCAAGGAUUAUUUCUGGUAUUUCCUGAAACAUGGACAUAUGUACGCUAAGACAGCAGCUUUUGUCUCAUUCCUUUCAAGCUUUUCAUCUGGUGUCCUCUCUGUACUCAGAUCAUUACGAGUUGACAUUGCAUGAGGAUUGGAGCUCUGUUAUUGCAGUUUUUUACUGAAUAGUGUUCAUCACAAGCAUCCAUGUGUACCGUGUGUGGUGUCCACACACACAUAAGUAACAGCAAGUAUGAAGGUUAUGAGGUUUUCCUUUCUACAUUGGAUACUUUGACUCUGGACUCUGCUUACCUCACUGGUCACCUGACUUUCUUCAGCCAAUCAGGGAAUCUCACUAGUUGAACACCGACCAUUUUUUUAAAAGCCGGGUUUUUCAUGGGGCCUCAGCCCUGCUACUCUUCCUCAUGCAGUAACAUACAAAGAUUGUUAGACUCACUAGAUAUGUCUGGACUCCCUUCAAUGACCAACAGAUAUUUUGAAAUCAUGGUUGAAUAUUUUAUUGCAAGUUUUUUGGGUAGCUGGUGUAGAGACGUUUUAAUCAGACUGUUUUUUUCAUGGGUGCGAAGGAGGAAACUGCGAAAAACUACACACAACCAGACUACUAAAUGAUGUUUGUAAGCAGACCUGCCUCUUUGCAUGAUGUAUUCAUAUAUAAAUAUAUAUAAAAUUUUGUAGUUUCUUGCUUUUUGGGGGAGAAUUCUACAUGAUCUUGUUUUGCAAAAUGAUUUUUUUGUUUUGUUUUGAGAGAUCGCUCACAUUUCCUCCUCUGGGUGUAACAGAGAGGAGGGUGAGAGAGAGAGAGAGAGAGAGAGAAAGCGAGCGAGAGAGAGUGAGUGAAUGACAAAUUCAAAUUCAGGGUAGGUCUCAUCCAAUUUUCUAUUGUCUGUUCUUUUAAAAAAGGAAAAAAAUAAAGAAUAAAUAUUUUGAAUGUUCAUGUGACCAUUUCUCUAAGGAAGAACACAUGAAUAAUUUUCAUGAACUAAUUUUCAAUAACCCAUCAGUAAAUUUGACAGUGUUUGGCUUUAUUUUCCAUUUUUCACCAGUUUUCUAAUCAAAAUUGUCUUUUGGGAUCACUUGUUCCUUAACGGAUUUUCAUGUAUGUUUUCCCCUGUAUGACUGUAUUGAUACCAUUCCCACAAUAUUUGUGGACUACCUGAUAAGUUAAUUAUCAUUGUUGUGUUCCUAAAUAAAUAUUGUAUGUCCUAUG
Messenger RNA from Electrophorus electricus (electric eel), 2166 nucleotides. RefSeq names its product UBA-like domain containing 1a (gene ubald1a). Gene Ontology annotation, molecular function: protein binding. Lineage: Eukaryota; Metazoa; Chordata; Actinopteri; Gymnotiformes; Gymnotidae. The record is from RefSeq and is a predicted model, not a curated record.